Messenger RNA from Closterium sp. Naga37s-1, 2670 nucleotides. NCBI's taxonomy places the organism in Eukaryota, Viridiplantae, Streptophyta, Zygnematophyceae, Desmidiales, Closteriaceae. The record is from the annotation of a GenBank genome assembly.
AUGGGAAAGGCGUCCAACGCGAAGCAUAGGAACCACCGAGGCGGCGGCGAUAAGCCCGAGAAGGGUUACACCGGGGACCGUGACGAAGUGGAAUCAGCUGACGAGGGUUCUAGCGAUAGCGACUAUCUUUCGGAGUCGGAAGACGAAGGGACUGACGAUUACAAGCGAGGUGGUUACCACCCCGUGAAGAUCGGCGAUACGUUCAGGAAUGGUCGUUAUCGCGUGGUGAAGAAGCUCGGAUGGGGUCACUUCUCGACCGUCUGGCUCGCGUGGGAUGAAACGGAGAAGCGCUACGUGGCUCUCAAGGUGCAGAAGAGCGCGUCGCACUAUACCGAGUCAGCUCUUGACGAGGUUCAGCUCCUCAGACAGGUGGCGGACGGCGAUCCGCGGAACGACAAGUGCGUGGUGCGCCUACUGGACCACUUCCGCCACUCGGGCCCGCACGGCUCGCACGUGUGCAUGGUCUUCGAGUCUCUAGGGGAGAACCUCCUCUCGCUCAUCCGCCGCUUCCGCUACCGCGGCCUGCCCCUCCCCGCAGUCAGGCACCUCGCGCGCCACAUCCUCACAGGCUUAGACUAUCUGCAUAGGCAGCUGUCGAUUAUACAUACGGAUUUAAAGCCCGAGAAUGUGCUGCUGGUGCGGUCGAUAGAUGAUCAGCUGGGGAUUGGGGGGAGAAUGGAGGGUCCCCCGCCUCCGCCUCCGCCUCCCCCUCCGGUUUCGGUUUCGCGUGGGGGGGAUGGCGCGGGGGCUGGGGGAGUGCGUGGGGGAGGGGCUGGGGGAACGGCGGAAGGGGGGGCGUUGGCGUCACCAGCGUCGUCGGGACUGACGAAGAACCAGCGGAAGAAGCUGAAGAAGAAAGCCAAGAAGGCUGGAGCUGCUGCCGGCGGUGCUGCUAAUGGCGCUGCUGAUGGGGCUGCUGGUGGUGGUGGUGCGGGGGCACAGGCCGGGGAAGGGGGAGAAGGGGGAGAGGCGGAGGCGGGGGCUGCGGAUAUGGGGGAGAGUGAGGGGGGUUCGAGGAUGGAGGAGAGUAGCGCGGGCAUGGGGGAAGGGGGCGCGGGGGGAGGCGCGGAGGGGAUGGUGGAGGACACGGCGGAUAGCAGAGCAGCAGGGGGGGCGGCGGUGGAGGGAGGGAGGGAGUCGUCCGCGUUAGAAGCUGGGCUGAAAGAGUUCCUAGGGCUCGAAGGUAACGGAAAGGCAAGAGGGCCAGGUGAAGGGGUGGGGAAAGGGGCCGAAGCAGGGGCAGGGGGUGGUGGAGAGGCAGGGGCAGCAGCAGCAGCAGCAGCACCAGUAGUAUCACCGCUGGCAGCGGGACUGGGAGCACAGAAGGGGGUAUUCACGUCUUCGUCUUCAAUGGAGGAUUACCUUGGGCUGGCCGACCUAGCUGCGUCUGUUGCUGCCACUGCCACCGCUUCUGCUGCUGGUGGUGGCGGUGGUGUGGCAGGGACUGAUGGUGGCACACGGGUGAAGAGUGCAGGGGAGAAAGCUUCAGCAGCAACAGCGGCAGCAGCAGGAGCGGCAGCAGGAACAGCAGCGGCACAAGCGGCAGCAGAGGCGGCAGCAGAGGUGGCAGGGAGGAGGAAGCGGCCUGUGGACCUGACAGGGAUGGAUAUGAGCUGCAAGAUCGUGGACCUCGGGAAUGCCUGCUGGACGUACAAGCAGUUCACAAGUGACAUUCAGACGCGCCAGUACCGCUGCCCCGAGUUCACGAGUGACAUUCAGACGCGUCAGUACCGCUGCCCCGAGGUGCUGCUGGGAGCGCGCUACUCCACCUCAGCGGACAUGUGGUCCUUCGCCUGCCUCAUCUUCGAGCUCGUCACUGGAGAUGUGCUCUUUGACCCGCGCUCAGGCCAUGACUUCGACCGGGAUGAGGUGGGACUCUCUUGCUUGGUUACUGGCGUUACUUCCCAUGGACUUUGCUCUGGGUGUGAGCUCGUCACUGGCGAUGUUUUCUUUGACCCGCGCUCAGGCCGUGACUUUGACCGCGAUGAGGAUCAUCUUGCGCUGAUGAUGGAGCUGAUUGGUCGGAUUCCAAAGAAGAUCGCCCUAGGCGGCAAGUACUCUAGGGAUUUUUUCUCGCGCAACGGGGAGCUGAGGCACAUAAGGCGCCUCAAGUUCUGGCCGCUAGACCGAGUGCUCACAGAGAAAUACGACCUCCCCCCAGCAGAAGCCACCUCCCUCGCCUCCUUCCUCACCCCCAUGCUCGUUUUCGCCCCCGAGCGCCGAGCCACUGCCCGCCAGGCCCUCGCCCACCCCUGGCUCGCCGAACCUGAGCCGGAGCGGCCGCUAGGUUUGGAUGGUGCAGGAGGUUCGGGUGGGGCGGUUGGUAGAGGGGGUGGGGAGGUGGAGGAUAAGAGGAAACGGGGGGAGAGUAGGGAGAAGAAGGGGGGUGGAGUGAGGGAAGGGAAGGAGAGUGGUGACAGGAGGGAGGGAGAGAAUGGGGCAUCUGCAGAUGGGAAGGGAAAGGUGAAUGGGAUAGAUGGGGGAGGGUUGAGAGAUAAGAGGGAACGGACCGGAGGGAGGGGAGGGGGUGGUGGAGUGAUGAAUGGGGAAGGUGACGGGAUGGAGUGCGAUUCCGGGGAUGGUGCAAUUGCUGGGCAAAGAGGAGGUAAAGCAGCUGCUAAAGCAGCUGUGACGUCGCCAUUAGCGGCUUCGGUGCCUUUGUCGGCAUGA